AAAUUAUCAGAAAAUGGAAGGCUCAAAAUACCUGGCUUCAGCUAGGGAAAAUGAAGAGAAGGCAUCAAAGAAAGAGAAAGGAUCUUGCUUCAUAAACCUCUUCUCUAAUAAGGAAGCUCGGAUGGAAGAAGUCAAAGAGCUGUAUGAAAAAGCCGCAAAUUCCUACAAACUCGCACAGGAGUGGGAGAAAGCAGGUCAGAUGUACAGAAAAUGUGCUGAUCUGGAGCGUCAGACCAAUGGAAUUCCAGCUCAGUACUUACUCGAUUCUCUUACUUGCUAUAAGAAAGUUAAUCAUGCUGAAUAUCUAGCACUUGCUGAAGAGACUAUUGUCAUUCUUUCUGAAGAUGGCAGGCUUGACCAAGCUGCCAGAUUAAGGAAAGAGGUUGCUGAAAGUUAUGAGCAGCAGGCUGAAUACCCUCAGGCUAUCUUAGAGUACGAAAAGGCAGCCCAACUCUAUGAGAUGGAGGACACCCAUUCCUUCGCCAGUCAAUGAUAUGUCAAAGAGGCUGAUCUUAUGGUAAUGGUUAAGGAGGCUGAUCUGGUUAAAAUAAUCCAAACUUAUGAGAAAGUUAUCAACGAAUAUUUGAAAUAAGGACAUGCUGAAAUCAAGUUCCAAAGGAUUAGUCUUAAAAGUGUGCCUUUGCUAUUUAGCUAAUGAUGAUCUUGUAGGUGCAAAGAAUAGACACCACACUUUCUCUCAAGAAGAUGCUACAUUUAGUAACAGCAGAGAGGGAGAAUUGCUAUCAAGUCUGUUUACAGCGAAGGAGCUGAAAGAUGUUGACCUCUUCCAGAAAACACUUCAUGAUUAUAACAAAAUAACACCACUUAAAAAAGAGGAGACUCAACUUCUUGUUCAAAUAAAAGAUUCUUUCCCAAGCUUGGGCGAAGACCUCAACCUAGCAGGUGGGGAUGAUUUUGAGGAAAAAGAGCCUGACUUUACCUAAAGACUAUUUUGUUUCAAA
Molecule: messenger RNA, 962 nt
Organism: Moneuplotes crassus
Lineage: Eukaryota; Ciliophora; Spirotrichea; Euplotida; Euplotidae
Source: the annotation of a GenBank genome assembly